GAGUUGGAAUGCCAAACUCAGGCUCGUUUGGAAGAGAUCGAAAGCAAAAUCAAGCAAAACCCUCUGACUUCCAUACAACGUCCCAUUUUGGAUCUUAAGCUAGAGUAUAACGAGUCCAAUGAAAGCCGGUUUCUAGACGGCGUUGAUGCGUUGAGCAAGGAGUACCAGAGUUUUCGAAAAGUUCGAGGUGACGGCAACUGUUAUUACCGCGCCUUUCUUUACAGGCUCGUGGAAGAAAUUCGACAAAACGAGAAAGAUUCCGAGAAAAUAAUAGACUGGCUGAAAACAAAAUCUUGGGAAAGUGUUCUCGCGGCAGGGUACGACGAGGUAAUGCUGGAAGCUUUUCACGAUACAAUAGUGGAGCUGCUUGAGCGAAUCUUGGCCGGAACACUAGACGAAGCAGCGUUCCACGAAGAGAUGAAUCAAGAAACGGCCACAUCAGACUAUUGCACUUGGUAUCUUCGAGUUGUUACAGCUACGCAUUUAAAACAAGACCCGGGGAGAUUCUUACCAUUCAUUGCGGAACCAGGAUUGGGGAUAAAUGAUUUUUGCCAGCGCGAGGUUGAACCAAUGGGUAAAGAGUGUGAACAAGUACAAGUUCUGGCACUUGCCGAGGCCUUUGGGGUACAAGUGACGAUUGCAUACUUAGACGGACACGAGCUUUUGUACGGAAGAUUGGCUCAGCACACAUUUGGACCAGAUAGUGCCUCCAUCGAAAUCUCGCUCUUGUACCGCCCUGGUCACUACGAUAUCCUGUAUCGAUGUCGUUAG
This is a messenger RNA of Phaeodactylum tricornutum CCAP 1055/1, 771 nucleotides long. RefSeq lists its product with no specific name. Gene Ontology annotation, biological process: protein K48-linked deubiquitination. The record is from RefSeq and is a predicted model, not a curated record. Gene Ontology annotation, cellular component: nucleus. NCBI's taxonomy places the organism in Eukaryota, Bacillariophyta, Bacillariophyceae, Surirellales, Neidiaceae. The annotation marks the transcript as partial. Gene Ontology annotation, molecular function: ubiquitin binding; cysteine-type deubiquitinase activity. The transcript has a single exon.